Molecule: messenger RNA, 1416 nt
Organism: Zea mays
Lineage: Eukaryota; Viridiplantae; Streptophyta; Magnoliopsida; Poales; Poaceae
Product: katanin p80 WD40 repeat-containing subunit B1 homolog
Exons: 12
Coding region: 489-1256 (255 amino acids)
Biological process (GO): microtubule depolymerization
Cellular component (GO): katanin complex
Molecular function (GO): protein binding
Source: RefSeq, a predicted model, not a curated record
ACCCUCCCGCUUCGCUUCGCUUCCCUGACCCCUGUCUGGUCCGAUCUAUCAAAAUUUCCCGAUCAGAUGGGAUUUUCUGUCGGUUUUGGUUGGUGUUCGUCUCGAUAGCGCGUGCUGGUUUGAUUUGUGGUCUUGUGGGACGAAUUGAGAGAGGCGGCACUGUAACGUCCGCCGAGAAUUCUGAAUUCGCGGUGUUUAAUUUCUAUUGCAGGUCCAAUUAAUCAGAAUCGAGUGUAGGGUGUCAGAGUAUGGAUGGACAACGCAGAAGGUGUUCCAGUUUCUAAACUUCCUUGUGAACGGCGUGCGGUCUGUCGUGUUUGUGCUGCGGCGAAAUGUGCAACUUGUAGAGCCUGAGGAUAUGCCCGGGCUUGCAUUCUUCACGACAUAUGCACUUUUAGUGCUCUUCUGGGCUAAGAUUUAUUAUCAGGCACGUGCCAUGUCGACUGAUUGGCUUAGACCAACUUUCUAUUGGAUCAACGGUGUGGUCUAUGCAAUUCAGAGGAGUUUGUCGCGCACACUUUGAAUGUCAAUUGUGCCAAGUUUGGGAGGCGAGCAUCAAGGAUCCUCAUCACUGGUGGGGAGGAUUUGAAGGUCAAUCUUUGGGCUAUAGGGAAACCCGGUGCCCUCCUGGCUUUACAAGUCCAGUUGAGUCAGUAAGCUUUGACUCUUCUGAAGUUACGAUAGGUGCUGGUGCAGCAAGUGGAACGAUAAAAAUAUGGAAUAUUGAGGAGGCGAAAGUUGUUCGAACUUUCACUGGACACAAAUCAAGCUGUGCAUCUCUUGAUUUCCAUCGUUUUGGAGAAUUCUUAGCCAUUGGGUCUUCAGAUACAAACAUGAAAAUAUGGGAUACUCGACAGCAGAGAUGCAUCCACACAUACAAGGGUCAUACCCAACGAAUUAAUGUGCUUAAAUUUACUCCUGAUGGCCGAUGGAUUGUUUCUGGUGGGGCUGAUAACUCAGUGAAGGUCUGGGAUUUGACGGCUGGAAAACUCAUGCAUGAUUUUUGUCUUCAUGAAGGUCCAGUCAAUUGCUUAGUUGUUCACCCCUAUGAGUUUUUAUUGGCUACAGGUUCAGUUGAUAAGACUGUUAAAUUUUGGGACCUUGAAACUUUUGAGUUGAUCGGUUCUGCUGGACAUGAGAACAACCGAGAAUACUUUGAGCUGAUAUUAUGGAGAGGUUACAUAAAGAUGGUAUACUAUCAAGGGCAAGCAAAGAUGGUUAUACAGUUAACCAGAUAUUAUGGAGAGGCUACAUAAAGAUGGUAUACUAUCAAGGGCAAGCAAAGAUGGUUAUACAGUUAAUCAGGUCAGCGCCUUCAGAGCAAAAUAACAGUAGGGUUAUCUGCUACACGAAUGGCUACAUGUAUCAAUGGGAUUAGUUCACUGCAUAGAUCGAACCAAUUGCUUCAAGGGUUCC